AUGUCCGUCGACCAUCAAGCCCACCCGCCGCCUCCAUCGAACCCAUCCUUAUCGGCAGUGGCUGUGAAGUUACCACAAUUUUUUGACCGCAACCCGGCCGUGUGGUUUAUCCAAGCGGAGGCGCAAUUUCAUCUCGCUGGCGUAACAUCGCAACUGACGAAAUUUUACCACGUCACCUCCGCCCUCACCCCAACUGCGGCCGAUGAGGUGUACGACGUCCUCGCCAACCCCUCGCUAACCACACCUUACGACCAGCUCAAGCAAGCCCUCCUGCAACGCACCACCUCCUCCAGCCGGUCCCGCCUUCAACAACUGCUAUCCGCUGAAGAGCUGGGAGACCGCCGCCCCACACAGCUACUUCGCCGAAUGCGGCAGCUGCUUGGCGACAAUUCCGCUACCAUGGACGACGUUCUUCUCCGUGAACUAUUUUUACAACGUCUGCCACAGAACGUUCAAAUGGUUCUGGCAACAGCAGCGAACAUGUCACUCGACCAGCUGGCUACGCUCGCAGAUGCGGUUGUUGAGGUCGCCACCCCGUCCAUCGCUGCCACCGCUGCACCACAACACCCCGUUCUUCCAACACCGUCUGCAGCGGCAAGCCCUUCUGGCUCUCCGCAAUUAGAAGACCUCUGCCGCGAGUUCCGCGCGCUUGCCUCUCUAAUUGCAGCAUCACAUGCUCCACCGCAGCAAACUCGUCAACCCUACCGUCGCCGCCGUUUCAGUCGGAGUCCACGGCGCUAUUCUCCCAGCCGCUCGAAUAGCAGAGACCGCGACGGAAGCCUGGCGACGACGAUUUGCUGGUACCAUCGCAAGUUUGGCGCCGAGGCCCGUCAUUGCCUACUACCAUGUUCUUGGCAGCAGGGAAACCCGCCCGCGGGCCAUUGAUGGCGACCAAUGGUCCAUCCUCCCAGUCCAGUCGCCUAUUUUAUAUACGGGACAAAACAUCAGCCCGCCGCUUCCUUGUGGACACCGGCGCGGAGGUGAGCGUAUUGCCAGCGAGCGGAAACGAACGACGACAGCCACCUCUCUUCCACCUCACCGCUGUUAACGGAUCUAAGAUCCCCGUGUACGGUCAACGCUCCCUCACGUUGAACCUGGGUCUCCGCCGUGUGUUCCGUUGGCUCUUCCUGGUUGCGGCUGUCUCUCACCCCAUUCUCGGCGCAGACUUUCUUAAUAACCAUCAGCUGCUCGUCGAUAUGCGCAAC
Molecule: messenger RNA, 1205 nt
Organism: Ornithodoros turicata
Lineage: Eukaryota; Metazoa; Arthropoda; Arachnida; Ixodida; Argasidae
Exons: 1
Coding region: 1-885 (294 amino acids)
Source: RefSeq, a predicted model, not a curated record